AUGCCGACGCUACAAGAUACUAAACUUGGUUGGGUUGUGUCCGGUCCAAUUCCACCGCGAUAUAUUCUUACUGAACGCGCUAGCUAUUCACUUUGUUUAACGACACGAGACUCUUUGGAACGUUCAAUAACAAAAUUUUGGGAGAUCGAAGAAGGCGCUAGUCAUAAUUCCGUAGAAUUAACAAAGGAAGAACAGGCAUGUGAACAAAUAUUUAAAGAAACGCAUACACGAAAUCGGGAAGGUAGAUUCGUAGUUCGAUUACCGUUUCGCGACAAUAAAACGCAGCUGAGCAAAUCGCGAGCAAUCGCCGAAAGCCGAUUGAUGUAUUUAGAGCGAAAAUUCAAGGGCAAUAUUCAUUUCCAACAUUUAUAUAAGGGUUUCAUAAAAGAAUAUAUAGAUUUGAAGCACAUGACUUUUCUUCCAAUCACUUCGAGCGAAGAUGAGAACGCCGUUUAUUUACCGCAUCACGGAAUAUUGCGAAAGUCGGUCGCCGGUGCGAAGCUUCGUGUUGUUUUCGAUGCGUCAGCCAAAACAAAUUUACAAAAGAUGUACAGACAAGUUUUAGUGCAUGACGAUGAUAGAUGUUACCAGAGAAUUUUGUGGCGUUGGUCUCCGGACGAACGAAUAAGAGAAUAUACAUUAAACACGGUGACUUAUGGAGAAGCGUGCGCUCCGUUUUUAGCAAUAAGAAGCGUUCAACAAUUAGGGAAAGAACAAUACCCGCGAGCAUCGACGGUUUUGUUGAGGGAUUCAUAUGUGGACGAUGUUUUAACGGGAGUAGACAAUAUCGAUGAGGCGAGGAAACUGAUUGACGAGUUAUCAGGAUUGUUAAAGUUAGGUCAAUUUCAGUUGCACAAGUGGCGAUCGAAUUAUGCGCAAGCAUUAUUCGGAGGAAACGAUUCGACCGAUUUCCAAGCGAUUGACGACGAGGUCGACAUAGCAAAAACUUUAGGCCUGCGAUGGUUACCGGAGUCUGACAUGCUUCAAUUUGAAUCUGAACUAGGGCGGGAUUCAAAGACGAAGCGUGAGGUAUUAUCAUCAAUAUCAAAAUUAUUCGAUCCAUUGGGAUUGGCUAGUCCAUUGGUGGUUAGAGCUAAACUCAUCUUGCAACGUACAUGGCAAUUAAAGCUGGGUUGGGAUGAUGAGUUGCCGCCAGAUUUGCAGCAG
Vollenhovia emeryi is the source of this 1167-nucleotide messenger RNA. RefSeq lists its product as uncharacterized. NCBI's taxonomy places the organism in Eukaryota, Metazoa, Arthropoda, Insecta, Hymenoptera, Formicidae. The transcript has 2 exons. The record is from RefSeq and is a predicted model, not a curated record. The annotation marks the transcript as partial.